AUGCAAAGCGCUAGAAGGUCACUUUCUUCUGCAACGACAGAGCAUAGUCCCGAUAGGAAUGACAGAGAGUCACGGAGUCAGGUCCAUUGCACAGCCCACAGUGACGUGGCAGAACGAGCGGCUUCUUCUCUCGAGAGUGGCUUUGAUUCAGUACCCACCGGUUCUUCAAGAUCGGAUAGAGAGAGGGAAUCUGGUCCCUACAAGAUAUUGCAGUAUUUUUGCGUGGAGCUAGAUGCCAGACGUGCAUAUGUCGCUCUUGUUAUUUGUGGGUUUGUUAGCGGCCUAGUAGAUGGUCUGUCUUUCAAUGCAUGGGGCAGCUUCUCAAGUAUGCAGACAGGAAACACCGUUUUCAUCGCACUCGGUGUGUCUGGUCAACCAGAGUACCCCGCGUACCUAUGGGCAAAGUCACUUAUAUCCCUGGCUGUCUUCCUCCUCAGCAACGUCUUCUUCAUCCACCUCUGCCGGACUCUCAAUCCACUCCGUCGAUCGACCCUCAUUCUAUCGUUCGGGCUUCAGACUGCCGCCUUGAUCGUCGCCGCUUCCUUGGUCCAAGUAGGAAUCGUCAGUCCUAGACCAGAAGAUCCAAGGGCGCCGAUCCAGUGGAUGCAAAUCAUCCCAAUCACACUGCUCGCAUUCCAAGCCGCAGGUCAGAUCUGUGCCUCCCGCCUCCUCGCCUUCGAUGAAAUCCCGACUCUUGUAGUAACAACGCUCCUGUGUGAUUUGCUUGUUGAUGCAAAUUUAUACACUAGACCGUGGUCUGCCAAUCCCAAGAGGAACAGGAGGAUCGCCUCAUUUCUUGCUUUAUUCUUGGGUGCUAUGACUGCCGGAGGUCUCUCGCGGACCACAGGCAUGGCAAGUAGCUUAUGGCUUGCAGUCGCUUUGAAAAGUAUCAUCACGCUAUCGUGGUUUUUCUGGAAAGGCAGCUCUGGUGGAGUGCGGCAAAAACAGGAUCAAAGCCCAGUUUAG
Molecule: messenger RNA, 966 nt
Organism: Penicillium macrosclerotiorum
Lineage: Eukaryota; Fungi; Ascomycota; Eurotiomycetes; Eurotiales; Aspergillaceae
Product: YoaK family protein
Exons: 2
Coding region: 1-966 (321 amino acids)
Source: RefSeq, a predicted model, not a curated record